UUUGUUUUUUCCAGAAAUUAAAAUAUUCUCCUUAAAUUCAUCACCAACAACCGGGAUAUUUAACAAGAGCAAUGUUAAACUGCUGAAAGAGGUGAAGCACAAGUCAUCCAAAAGAAUCUCCAGAACAUACACAAAUUGUUGCAUUUAACAGACAAAUGAAGCCAAGUCCCGACAUGGAGAAACAUCGUCACUCUGUCAAGAGUUUUACUAAACAGAGUAAUCUCAAAAAACACCAGCGCAUUCACACAGGAGAGAAACCACAUCACUGCUCAGACUGUGGGAAGAGUUUUACUCAACAGAUUAAUCUCAAAAUACACCAGCGCAUUCACACAGGAGAGAAACCCUAUCACUGCUCAGACUGUGGGAAGAGAUUUACUGCACAGAGUACUCUCAAAAUUCACCAGCGCAUUCACACAGGAGAGAAACCGUAUUGCUGCUCAGACUGUGGAAAAAGUUUUAAUCAACAGAAUGCUCUCAAACUGCAUCAGCGCAUUCACACAGGAGAGAAACCGUAUCAGUGCUCAGACUGUGGGAAGAGUUUUACUGAACGGAGUAGUCUCAAAAUUCACCAGCGCAUUCACACAGGAGAGAAACCAUAUUAUUGCUCAGACUGUGGGAAGAGUUUUACUGAACCGAGUGCUCUCAAAAAACACCAGCGCAUUCACACAGGAGAGAAACCGUAUUACUGCUCAGACUGUGGGAAGAGUUUUAAUCAGCAAUGUAAUCUCCGAAAACACCAGCGCAUUCACACAGGAGAGAAACCGUAUCACUGCUCAGACUGUGGGAAGAGUUUUACUCAACAGAUUAAUCUCCGAAUACACCAGCGCAUUCACACAGGAGAGAAACCGUAUUAUUGCUCUGACUGUGGGAAGAGUUUUAAUCAACAGAGUACUCUUCAAAUACACCAGCGCAUUCACACAGGAGAGAAACCGUAUGAUUGCUCAGACUGUGGGAAGAGUUUUACUCAACAGAGUAAACUCAAAAAACACCAGCACAUUCACACAGGAGAGAAAACUCCAUCUUAGAUCAGUUUGAAGGCAAUUAAAAGGCAAAUCAUAAGUCUUUCGGACACAAAUGUUUAACCUUGUCAAUUAACUGAAUUUAACAAUGGAUUUUACAGGUUCAGCAAAAUUAAUCUUAAUCAUCGAUCAUGUUUAUUGAAUUCCAUGUUAUGUUUUCUUAUAUGUUCAAUAUUCCAGGACAUUCUUCGUGAGACAGAGCUCAGCGCUUAGGGUAGUUACGGGAGGAGUUCAGUUCUGAAGAAGUGAAAAAACUUAGUCUUUAAAAUUUAGUGUGAUAAAUGUGAUAGUUAGAGUAGGAUUCUUAGCUGGCAACUAAACAUUUGAGCCAAAUCUUCAGAGCUUAUGAUUUGAAUGCUUUUAAUCUCUUUUCUAGUUUAUGCAGAUUUCAUUAUUUCUAUUAAUUUCUAGUAUCUCUGUUUUCACUCUGUGGAAGCCAUCCUCAGCUCCCCAAGCUUAGCAUAGCUUAGCUUAAUGCUAUUAACCGCCAGGCCCAUCUGUAUGAAAGAAGAAGUGAAAACACCACCUGAGGAACUCCAGAGAGUGCUCCCAAAAGUGAGACCCAGAGCCACAGAGAGACGACACUGUGCCGGGUGCUGCUGUGUGGACCGGAGGAGCAUCCAGACCCUGCAGAGAGACCAACAAAAUCCUUUACAGAGGUUAAAUAAAACGCUCCAUCUGUAGUUCCCAUACUGAAAUCAACCUCCUCCGGGCUUGUGUAGCGCAGUAAGGUUGCAGGCUAUGGUUCAGUCGUUCAGAUUAAAAAUCUGUUACCAUAGAGGGAUAUUUGGUUGUUGUAUUACUCAAGUUUUAUACUCGCUUAUCUUUUCCUUAUUGAAUAUUAUAUCUUGCUUAAGGUUUUUUAAUCUUCAAAUUUACUAAGAAUAUCCAAAUCAUGUAGUUCCUUAAUUGUUUUUAUCCACUACAAACUAUUAUCUUUGUAUUGCUUCACCUCUAUAUUUACUCAUCUGUGUGUUUUUAAUAAAAGGAUUUUAUAUUGCA
Messenger RNA from Astyanax mexicanus (Mexican tetra), 2021 nucleotides. Its product is annotated as zinc finger protein 239-like. The record is from RefSeq and is a predicted model, not a curated record. Lineage: Eukaryota; Metazoa; Chordata; Actinopteri; Characiformes; Acestrorhamphidae. The transcript has a single exon. The coding region runs from base 156 to 1025 and encodes 289 amino acids.